AUGAAUGUGAAAAAACUAAUAGAACAACGCGCUAAAACAAAAAUUACCAAAGAAAGAGCUGAAUUAACCUUAAUGAUAGCAGCAAUUUAUUCUGAACAAGGUUGUCAUGAUUCUGCACUAGUUGAAUACAAAAGGUAUCUAGAGAUAUGGGAGACGAAAGAGGACAAUCUUCAGUGUGCAAUAGCUAACAGAUACCUAGCUGAGUGUUAUAUUGAGUUAUGCGAUUUCACUCAGGCAAUUAUUCAUACAAAUCGAUAUCUUCAAUUGUCGCAAAUUAUUGACAAUAAAAUGGAACAACAAAGAGCCUAUGUAACACUGGGAAGAUGUUUUCUGAAUCGUGUCGACACUUUAAAAGAUGGUCCUUUAGUUGUCAAGAGUUUAAAGUCAGCCAGUCAAGCACUAGUGAAUAGUAUAAAACUUAUUAAAGAUUUAUCUCCUAAUCUGGAUGCUAAAAGUUCUGCUGAAAUGCGUGCCGUGUCACUGCUCAACCUUGGUCAUGUUGAACGUGCACAACACAAUCAUAAUGCAGCUUUAGAAAGUUUUACACAAUGCAUCACAUUAGCACGAAAGCAUAGCUUACAGAAAAUUCUAUUUCGUGCUGCAUAUCAAGCUGGUGAAAUGCUAAUGAAUAAAGUCGCAAUGCAUACCUUUCAACCGUGCUCUCGGUCUGUAUUCCUUAAAUUGAUCAAACAGAGUGGAACAGAAAAAGCCUUGGAGAUCGUUCGGUCUGCUCUCUCCUCUCCUCUAGCAAAACCGUAUGUCGAUAAUGAAGCUAAACUUUUGUGUGGAAAUCUAAAGGAGUUAUUAGCUCAGAUAUAUCUUUGUGACGGGAAUAGUCGUAAAGCGAUCAAGAUAUUUCGAUUGUUGAAGAUAGAAUCUCCGACUGCCUCGAAACAGUACACUAGCAUGAUGAAGAAAGGUUUUCGACUUAUGAAUCUAUUCAACGAAAUUCCAAAUGAAGUGUCUACUGUGCAUGACUUUAUUGCAGCUUCUCGUAUUCAUGAAAAGCUAGGCGAUCUUUAUUCUGGUAUCGAUCUACAAGGCUGUGCACUCAGACAUUAUCAGUUCAUGCUUGGAUUUUCAGAACUGGCUUAUAAACAACAGUCUAUACCAGGUGUUGUUGUUCCUGACGAUAUUGUUAAAUUAGUCGAUGCUGCUCUCAUAUCUAUCGCUGAAACAUAUCGUGCACUUACUUACUAUGACCAGUGCGUAGAAAUGUAUAGACGUGAAAUUUUAUGGGCUACUUCUACUGGUUUAUCUACAAGUGAUAUGGUUACAAGUUGGUUGAGUCUAGCACAGGCUCAACGUUUAAUGCCAAACACCAAUACGUCGACUAUUCAGCAUACAGACAGUUCUGAAACUAAUCAGAAGACUACUUUGAAUGGUUCAGAGACUGUAUUGGAUUCGUUAUUGUCCGCGCACAAAACUUCUAAACUCGUUGGUUCUACAUCUUUAAUUGGUGAUUGUUUACGAGAAUUGUUGGAUUACUAUGAACAGUAUAAUUAUACAGAUAAAGCCUAUACAAUACGCGAGGAAUUGAAAAAAAUUGACCAGGCAGCCUGUUCACAAGCAGAAAGUGAAAAAGAUCAAGGGGAUGCUGAAGAGGAAGAAGAAGAAGAAGCAGAGAGUGAUGAUGAUGAUGAUGACACCGUAACUCAAUUUUUAGAAUCCCUUUCAUCAGAUUCAGAACUUGAACAGUGUAUCGGGAAUACAGAGCUUAUAGAUGAAUUUCAAGACGGUACUCGAAGUAAAAAGUCUGGGAAGGCGAUUUGUUUAAAAACUAAUAUGAAAGGUGAAACACCAUUACAUGUGGCUGCAAUCAAUGGGGAUAUGGAACAUGUAGUGAAAUUAAUCGAAGUUUUGGGUCAUCCAGUUAACGUUCCAGAUGGUGCUGGUUGGUUACCGAUUCAUGAGGCAGCAUUUCACGAUAGAUCAGAGAUUGCAACUUAUCUACUUGAUCGUGGAGCUCGUCUAGAUGAUCCAGGCUAUCCAGACGACUAUUCAACGCCACUAUUUGAAGCUGUUCACAAUGGUAGUUUGACAACUGCUUUAAUUUUUGUUAACAGAGGUGCUAAUCUCUGGCAUAAGAAUAAACAAGGUGAAUAUCUGCCAAAUUUAUUAGAUCAAUGGGAACCAACACGUCAUGCAUCAGGGACAUUUGCUGAACAACGCGUAAAAUUUAAUGAAUUGUUAACAGCUAUUAAAAAUCGACUUGGAGAUGAUUAUGAUCGUUGGUGUAAUCUUAAAAGUGAAAUUUUAGAAGUUGAUCAUUCUUCUACUGAAUCUGCUGAUUCACCUGAAUCAGUGAAACAUUCUUCAACAUUUCGUUCAAAUCGUCGAAAAUCAAAGCAUUAUUAUUAUUCAUCUUCACUUUGCGAUAUCAAUGAAACCCAGUCGAUACAAUCAUCAUCAUCAUCAUCAAAUGUGAAUAGAAGAAAAUCUUUACGCGGUAGGAAUUGGAAAGAUUUACUUGUCGACUUGGAUGAAGAUUCUCAAUCUUCACCUCCGAUCAUCAAUUCGAAGAAAGCCAAUGUGGAUGCUGUAGAAUCAUAUAAAGCAGCUAUGAAAGCUGUUGGCAGUUCAAAAACAGUUUCUACUGGUAAACGUCAUUCCCUUUGUGAUCCAGACACAUCAGAAACAAGGAAACGUAAGAAAAAAUCAAAUGUUGUAGAUGUAGAUGAUAGUGAUUGGUUAGUUAUCGACGAAAAGCCAACCGGAUCUAGAUCCGUAUCAAGCGCAAAUGUGAAAGGUCAUUUUGAAACGUUGAAUGUGAAACGUGGUAAAUCGAAAUCUACUGUUUCUGACAAAAAUCGAUCUCAGGAAGAAGUUAUUGACUUCUCACCUCAUCUAGCCUUUACUUCUACACAAAAUGAAAAUUUGUCAACCCAACCAACGGCCAAUAAUCGUGUACAUUCACUGAAAUCCACUUCUACGCCAAUUAAAGACAAAAAGGAAUUAAGCCAAUCUCUUCAUCGAGUAAUUAAGGACUCUUCUUCUUCUCAUGACAAGGUUAAUUCAAAUAAUAAUAACCCUGUGCUGAGUGGAUCUGGUGAUCAGCCUAUACAAGCGGCGAAAUUUCCAGUUAACGAAUGUUCAGGAGCGUCUCAUUCAAUUAAGGUAGCAUUUCCUGAUAUAUCUGUACUGGUUCCAGUUGAUUCAUUAUCACGCAGUGUUUCAUGGUUGGCUACAGAAGCCUAUCGUCGACGUCAAAUUCUAAUGGGAUUUAAUAAUACAAAUACUCCGUGCAUAGAUUCCAGUGAAUUAGUUCGUUUAAGUACUCGAGAUAGAGCCUUACUUCUUCCAUCAGAUCGUUUAUAUGCAGUUAUUCCAAAUCUAAGUCAAUCUGGAUGUAUUGUUGAACUUCUUGCUGAAUUGAAUGAAUCACUUGGUAAACGCACAGUAACUUCGAGUAGUAGUAGUAGUACUCAAUCAAAUCAACCUGUACAAUUUCCUCAUCCUGUUGUGUAUUCAUCACAAUUGAAUUAUGAACCAAGAAUGAAUGAAUCACCUAGCGAAUUACUACCACCAUCUUUCUAUCGUUCCAUUAUUGAUAAAGCCAGAAGUACAGGUGUUGUGGAUCUUUCUCAUCUUGGCAUGGAUGAUUCAGAGUGUUGUAAAUCUUUAGGUUAUAUCGUCCGUGGCGGUAUUCGUGUUAUUACAGAUAUCCAACUUCAAGGUAAUUCAUUAACAACUGAUUUAUUGGACAUUGAAAAUACCUCAACUAAUUGUUUUUGUUUAAAUCUACUGGGUUAUUUAAGUCAAAUUUCAUCUCAAUUGGUUAAAUUAAAUCUAAGCAUGAAUCUAUUCAAUGGACAGUUUAUCAAACGAUUAUUGAAUGGUUUAUCAAAACAAUUUAAAGAAAAUGAAAGCCCGCGUGUACUUAUGCCUCGACUUCAAUAUUUAAAUCUAAGUUAUAAUCCACUUCUUGGUGCUGGUGGUGGUGGUGGUGGCGGUGGUUAUACAGAUUCGGGCUUUGAUCUCAUGAAAACAUUUGAUCAUCAUCAUCAUCAAAUAAUGAAUAGAAAUUCUACAAACUACUACUACUACAACUGUUGUUGGACAGGAUACAUUAAUGACAUUUUAAAAGCCUUUCCUAAAUUAACCUAUUUCAAUUUGGCUGGAUGUUCAUUAGGAGGAAAUAGUACUACUACUACUACAGAGAAUUAUACUGAUCUCCAUGGUGGUGGUAGUAGUGAAAAAAUUCUGUAUAAUAUAAAUACAGAUUCCUUUGUAUCCUGUUUAUCUGAAUUGGAUUUAAGCUGGAAUCCGCAUAUAUCUCCUAGUCAACUGGUGAAUUUAUUUUCUAUGAACUCUUUAAAAGCUUUACGAUGUCUACGUUUAAGAGGAUGUUCUACACCGAAUAAUGUCAACAUGUUAACAUUGAAUCAAUGCCCAGUUAGUCUACCUAUCGAUUCAUUUGAAUUAUCCUCAUUCAACUGGUUAUCAUCAAAUUAUUCAUCAACAAUGCUUACAAAAGAUAUAGAGAAAUUAAACAACUUUGAUAAACCAUCAUCAGGGGAUGAAUUGUUAAAGGCGCUGUGUUCUGCUUUAAUCAGUGGGGAAAUUCGUUUGCAAACACUGGAUAUGGGACAUUGUCAAUUAACCUAUCAUUCAUUGACAAGUUUGAAAAGCUUAUUCGGUACACCUGGAUCGUCUAUAACUACACUGAUAAUUGAUCAUAAUCCAAUGUUAAGAAAUGUAAUCAUCUCAGAUACACAACCAUCUCCAGCAUGGAUUCGAGUACUUCAAGCCACUACUCAAUCAGCUUCAGCAUUGGUCAGUCUGACAAUUGAUUUGCCUCAGAUUCCAGAGAAUAAUCCCGAUGCUUUGACAACAGCAUUCACUGCUGUUGAAUCAAAAUUGUUACCGGUUUUAUCGCCGACACCUUUACAAGAAUUAGUUAUUGUUCAUUAUAAAGCUAUUCACUGGACACCUCCUAACUUAUGCAUUGAUAGUAACAAUACAAUAAUAAUAAUAGUAAUGCUCAGAUAA
Trichobilharzia szidati is the source of this 4992-nucleotide messenger RNA. The record is from the annotation of a GenBank genome assembly. Lineage: Eukaryota; Metazoa; Platyhelminthes; Trematoda; Strigeidida; Schistosomatidae.